AUGAACGGUUUUGCCUCUUCUCAGGGUGCAGUGCUGGAAUCGUUGGGGCACGCUCUGGAGCUGGACAGUGAUAUGGUGGAUGUGACUCAGGAGCAGUUCAAGGAAACGGCAAUGGAAGAUCUGGACGUUCCGGAGGAGCAGGAGGCACUCUCCUCCUCCAUACACAUUGCCUCUUCUCUCGGUGUUAACCCUCAUGCUCUGCAGGUGAUGAAGGCGUCUCUUCUGAUGGAAGAAGAUGGUGGGAGUGACCUCUUAUCGUCUUAUAGCCGCUACUCACCUUUACCGGAGACCUCCCAGGAAGUGCGCUCCCCACGACUCCUCCACCCCUCCUCUCAGGCUCAGAGAGCCUCCAGUGUUGGAGGUCUUCUACAGUCCCGCUUCACCGGAUCCUCCCUACUCAAACAGAGCGAGUCUGGGCAAAGUCCGCGUCGAUCUUCAUCCACCUCCAUGGGGGCCCCGUGGCCCGGCCUGGGCCUUCUGGCCCCCUCCUUCCUGAUGCCAGCUCCUGCUCCAGAUGUACAGCUGAAGACAGUGGGGACCCGAAGGCAGCAAGGCCUGGUACCUCUGAAGAAGUCUGUGGGCUUCAGCCGUGGCAAGAUGUUGAUUGACAUGGGUCUGUUUUAUGGGCCGCUCAUUCCGGGUUGGCUGGGGGCCCAACUGGACCUUGGUUCACGGCGGAGAGUUCAUCAGCGAGUCCAGCGUGGUGGAGAAAACCAACAAUCUGGACUACAGCUUUCUUCCCAAACCAGUCACUGCCAAAUCGCUUGCUGAAUCUCCCUUUAAGGUCCACCUGGAGAAGCUGAGCUUGGAGGAGAAGGGUAAGGAUCUUCAGUCCUAUCUCAUCCCUCUGGAGAUUGAGCUGAAGAACAGCACCAUCCAGCCUGACCCGUGUCCUCUUCUCAUACCUAACCCUGGCUUUGCCGCCAUUCACGACUACGCCGGAUGGGUCAGUGAGGAGUGUCGGGAGCCUUCAGAGAUGGAAACUGUGGUGAAGCACUGGUGCCUAACGUGGACCAUGUGUAAGGCCUUGUGGGGCCAGCUCCGGGACUUGGAGGCCAGCCUAGAUGAAACCAGCGAGUAUGUGGAGAGAUUACAGCGCAGGAAAGCCUUCUCCCAUUGGCUGGCUGAGACGGCGGUUGAGCGCAUUGAGUCAGAGGUGGUGAUGCACCAGAAGGAACGUCCCAUCGAAGCAGUCUUCAGUCACCUGACUGGCUGCCGAAUCAGUGAGGCUUGUCGCCUGGCGCAGAGAUCUGGUGACCAUCGGCUCUCUAUGAUGCUGUCACAGCUGGUGGGGAAUCAGCAGCUCCAGGAACUGAUGGCUAUGCAGCUGGAAGACUGGCAGAAGCAGCAAGUGGACCGCUUCAUCCAGGAGGAGCGGCUGAAGGUCUAUGUGCUGCUAUCUGGCACUGCAGUAUGGCAAUCCUCUGACAAGAAGUCCAUCAAUGUCUGCUCUCAGCUGGACUGGAAGCGAGCGUUGGCUGUCCACCUCUGGUACAUGCUCCCACCUACCGCCUCCAUCGCCCAGGCCCUGCACAAAUACCAGGAGGCUUUUCAGGUGUCGGAGGAGGGUCAGUGCUAUGCAUCCUAUCCUCUGCCUUCAUAUCUGGAGAAUACUGACCUCACUAUGGAGUCUGAGACCUUCCCUCCAUCUAUGCAGAGAGAUGUCUGCUUCCACCUCCUGAGGCUGUACAGUGACAGGUCUUAUGACCUCCGCCAGCUCCUGGACCCCCGAAGUAUCACCUCCGACCCCCUGGACUAUCGUCUCAGCUGGCACCUCUGGAUGGUACUACAGGCGCUAAAUUACACCCACCUGUCAGCGCAGAGCCAGGGAGUGCUGCACGCCAGUUAUGCUGCCCAACUAGAGAACGUGGGGCUGUGGGGAGUGGGCCGUCUUCGUCAUGCUUCACAUCCCGGACCCCGUUGUUCGGGAGUUGGCUGUGCGAGAGCUCCUACACCGGCACUGCGUCCUGCGGGAGACGACGGAGUCACUGAUGAAGGAGAAGUUCCUGGUUGAGAAGCUCUGCAUCCCAGCACAAUGGAUCCACGAGGCCAAAGCCAUUCGUUCCAGGAGAGAAGGAGACAGACACAAAGAGGCCAUGUAUCUACUGAGAGCCGGCCACUGGAACCAGUGUCACCGGCUGGUCUCCCGUCAUCUGGCUUCAGAUGCCAUCAUAAAUGAGAAUUACUCUUACCUACGCACCUUCUUGGACGAAUUGUCCCGUCCCGAGAACUGCAUCCACAUCCAGGGUUGGGACACGGCAGGACAGGUUUGCCUGGAUUACAUCUCUGUCAUAGAGAUGCUGAACAGUAUCCGGCAGAGUGAAUGUUCGGGGUACGAGCUGGAGAGGUUACACAAUAAAGUCAUCUCCGUCUGUAACCGGGUGGAGCAGAUCCAGUGCUACAAGUCCAAAGACCGGUUGGCUCAGUCCGAAAUGGCGAAACGCGUUGCCAACAUCCUCCGCGUGGUCCUGCGUUUACAGCAUUCACCGGAAUCGGACGACUCCGCCGACCUCCAGCGGGUCCCCCUCAGACUGCUGGCCCCCCACAUCGGCCGGCUCCCCAUGCCAGAGGACUAUGCUAUGGAGGAACUCCGCAGCCUCACACAGUCUUACUUGAGAGAACUGACUCUGCGCAGCCAAUAA
Staurois parvus is the source of this 2642-nucleotide messenger RNA. The record is from the annotation of a GenBank genome assembly. NCBI's taxonomy places the organism in Eukaryota, Metazoa, Chordata, Amphibia, Anura, Ranidae.